AUGUAUAUCCCUCAAUCAUGAACAGCAACAAAUCCGUGGUUUCUUGGUUUUUUGGUUGAAGCAAAACAUCGAAGCGUGUGAAAGGCCGAAAGGGUGGAACAUAUACAACUGAAAAUCAGAGGGGAAAGCUGACGUGCAGGGCAGGGACAGAGCCACAAGGGCUAGGUGUCUGUGUUGUAGAAGGCUAACCGCUGUUUCCGUGGGCCUUUUUUCUCUUUUAUCUUCUCUCCGGCGAAUCGGAUCCUGUUAGACCACGCUUUUGACGCCAAGGGAUUGCACAGGCCCCAGUCUCUUUAGGCUUGCCGUUAUAACUCUCACAAAGUGACUCGGUGAUCCUUUGGUCUAAUACCGAUUACCAAUAUUCCCUGACCCAUACAUGACACCAAAGAGAUUUGUUUAAAUUGGCUUCGCAAGCAAACAGAUUUGAUCGCUUGAUCUGGGAUCUGGUUUUCUCUAUUUCAGGCUGGUUUUUGAGUGAAGGGAAAAUUGCUACCAAAUUUUGACGAAACAUGAGUGGAGCCGUGCUUGUGGCUGUUGCUGCUGCGGUUGGUAAUUUAUUGCAAGGAUGGGAUAAUGCGACUAUCGCAGGGGCUGUUUUGUACAUAAAGAGGGAAUUCAAAUUAGAGAGUGAACCCACUGUAGAAGGGUUAAUUGUGGCGAUGUCACUUAUUGGAGCCACUUUGAUCACAACUAGCUCUGGAGCCCUAGCAGACUCGAUAGGCCGCCGUCCUCUGCUGAUAAUCUCAUCUGUCCUUUAUUUUGUUAGUGGUCUUGUAAUGUUGUGGUCUCCCAAUGUUUAUGUCCUAUUAUUUGCUAGGCUUUUAGAUGGAUUUGGAAUUGGUUUGUCUGUUACUUUAGUUCCUGUUUAUAUAUCGGAGACAGCGCCACCUGAAAUAAGGGGAUCACUGAAUACGCUUCCCCAAUUCACUGGUUCCGGGGGAAUGUUUUUGUCGUAUUGCAUGGUGUUUGGGAUGUCCUUGAUGAAAUCCCCUAGCUGGAGGUUGAUGCUGGGGAUUAUUUCUGUUCCUUCUCUUGUUUAUUUUGCAUUGACAAUAUUAUUCUUGCCCGAGUCUCCACGGUGGCUUGUUAGUAAAGGGCGGAUGCUUGAGGCCAAGCAUGUUUUGCAGAGGCUGCGUGGCAGAGAAGAUGUCUCUGGUGAGAUGGCUUUACUAGUUGAGGGUCUUGGAGUUGGGGGUGAAACAUCUUUAGAGGAGUACAUAAUUGGCCAGGACAAUGAGCUCGUGGAUGACCAGGAUCAAAUUAAGAUAUAUGCCCCAGAAGAGGGUCUUUCCUGGAUUGCCAAACCUGUCACCGGGCAGAGUACUCUAGGCCUUGUGUCUCGGCAUGGAAGCAUGGCAAGUCGGAGUGGGCUUGUAGAUCCUCUUGUCACCCUCUUUGGCAGUGUCCAUGAGAAGCUCCCUGAUUCCGGAAGCAUGCGAAGCAUGCUUUUUCCACACUUUGGCAGCAUGUUUAGCGUGGGAGGAAAUCAACCUAGACAGGAAGAGUGGGAUGAGGAGAGCCUCGCCAGAGGGGGUGAGGAGUAUGCAUCUGAUGCUGCUGCUGGUGAUUCUGAUGAUAAUUUGCAGAGUCCACUGAUCUCACGUCAGACAACGAGCCUUGACAAGGACUUGGGCCCAGCUCCCCAUGGCAGUCUUGUGCAAGGAAGCACUGGAGAUGUCAUGGGGAUUGGUGGUGGUUGGCAGCUGGCAUGGAAAUGGUCUGAGAGAGAAGGGAAAGAUGGGAAGAAGGAAGGAGGUUUUAAAAGAAUUUAUUUACACCAAGAGGGUGUACCUGCAUCUCAGCGUGGGUCUCUAGUUUCUGUUCCUGGUGGUGAUGUAGCAACAGAUGCUGAGUUCAUCCAUGCAGCUGCUCUGGUGAGUCAACCUGCUCUUUAUUCCUCAGAGCUUAUGCAUCAGAAGCCAGUUGGACCAGCUAUGGUUCACCCAUCAGAAACUGCUGCAAAAGGACCAAGUUGGAGUGAUCUUUUUGAACCAGGAGUGAAACACGCAUUGGUUGUUGGGGUGGGAAUUCAAAUACUUCAACAGUUCUCUGGAAUAAAUGGGGUUCUAUACUACACACCUCAAAUUCUUGAGCAGGCAGGCGUUGGAGUUCUUCUUUCAAACAUAGGCAUUAGUUCGGCUUCUGCAUCUCUGCUCAUUAGUGCACUAACGACUUUGUUGAUGCUUCCUUGUAUAGCUGUUGCCAUGAGGCUCAUGGAUAUAUCUGGCAGGAGGAGUUUGCUUCUCAGCACAAUCCCUGUAUUGAUAUUAUCUCUCGUAAUCUUAGUCAUUGGAAGCCUUGUGGAUAUGGGAAGUGUCGCGAAUGCAUCAAUCUCAACUGUUAGUGUUGUGCUUUACUUCUGCUGCUUUGUCAUGGGGUUUGGACCAGUCCCCAACAUAUUCUGUGCAGAAAUCUUCCCCACUCGAGUUCGAGGCAUCUGCAUUGCCAUAUGCGCCCUCACAUUUUGGAUAGGUGACAUCAUUGUCACCUACACACUCCCUGUGAUGCUCAAAUCCAUUGGCCUUGCUGGUGUCUUUGGCAUGUAUGCAGUUGUGUGCCUCAUAUCGUGGGUGUUUGUUUUCAUGAAAGUCCCGGAAACCAAGGGCAUGCCCCUGGAAGUGAUUACAGAGUUCUUCUCUGUUGGUGCGAAGCAGGCUGCAGCCAGCCAGAACAACCGACAUGAUCACUGAUGGAUUGAAAUUUUGGAUGUGUUUUAAUCUUCAUUUGGGUUCUUUUUACAUCUAUUUCUUGGUGUUUUCUGUAAAAAAGAUCUUUUUGUUUUUUCGGUUCGCUUGUUAGUGUAUACCUGUUAUGAAUGACUUCAAAGUUGCUUGCUC
Molecule: messenger RNA, 2837 nt
Organism: Carya illinoinensis
Lineage: Eukaryota; Viridiplantae; Streptophyta; Magnoliopsida; Fagales; Juglandaceae
Product: monosaccharide-sensing protein 2-like
Exons: 7
Coding region: 510-2690 (726 amino acids)
Biological process (GO): transmembrane transport
Cellular component (GO): membrane
Molecular function (GO): myo-inositol:proton symporter activity
Source: RefSeq, a predicted model, not a curated record